Messenger RNA from Larimichthys crocea (large yellow croaker), 2461 nucleotides. RefSeq names its product transmembrane protein 51a (gene tmem51a). Bases 213 to 1019 code for a protein of 268 amino acids. Lineage: Eukaryota; Metazoa; Chordata; Actinopteri; Sciaenidae. The record is from RefSeq and is a predicted model, not a curated record. The transcript is spliced from 3 exons.
CCGGGCCCAUCCGUCUCAGAGGAAAAGUUCCUGACCCAUAAACGUUAUUUGUCACCAUAUUAUGCCACAAAAAGUCCCGUCAGCGACGGCACAGUGUGAAGACAGAGCCCACACCCUUCAUCUCCGAGCUGAACGAGAAGAGGAAGAAGAGUCAACGUGUUGUCAAGCGAUGCAGGGUUUCUGACCUCACUGGAGCUGGUCCGACUGACAAGAUGCGUUCGAGUGUGGAUGGACCGCCAGUCCCCCAUGGCAGAGGAGGCACUGGCAGCACUAACAAUAACAACAACAACAACCACAGCAGUGAAAACAGUGGAAAUUCAGGCUCCCAGUAUGCGUUGUGUGCUCUGGGGGUUGGCCUUGUUGCCCUCGGCAUUGUGAUGAUUGUGUGGAGCGUCGUACCUGCAGACAUGUCCGGUAAUAGCAGCAGCAAUACAGGAGGAUCUGUGGAUACUGGUGACAGGAAAAAUAAAGCGUCCUCUGUGGCGUUCGUAUUGGUGGGGUCUGGGGUAGCCAUGCUGCUGCUGUCCCUGUGUGUAGGAAUGAGGAACAAACAGCGGGAGCAGCUCUGGCGGGCCCAGAACCAGGCAGGAGUGGCAGCUAAUGCACAGGGGCAAAGUGAAACGGCUGAAGAACAAGCCCAGCGUUAUGCUGUACCCACCUAUGAAGAGGCAGUAGGCAGUGGCCAGUAUCCUGUCCGUCAGAGCAACCUUCGACCAAGCAACUCCCAGCUACCUUCCUAUGAUGACCUGGUCCAAGUUGAUGGUGUGCAGUAUGAAUUUGAGGGGUCGGAGGUCACGACUACCGGAUCACAGACUGCUUCGGCUUCCUCUGCUGCUGCUUCCACAUCGAAUCGCAGACCUGGGAAAAAUAACCGCAAGCUCCUCCCUAUCAAGAUCCGCAGGAUUAAAUCAGAGAAGCUGCACAUGAAAAACAUUGAUAACACCCAGCCAGCAGCAGGAAUCAGUAUAGAACCACUCACACCACCACCGCAGUAUGAGGAUAAAGUGCCUCCAAUUUAAGAUCAAGCUGGUCCUGUUAUCUACUGAAAUUCCUGGAAUUCUCUCUGAUGUAUUUCUGUUCACCUUUUGUGGAUCCGGAUCUGCUUGUUAGGAAAGCGUCAGCAUUCUCAGUGGCAAAGCAAUGAACGAGCAAUGAAUUUUAAUAUCUACUUUGGAUCUGACUGGAUCUCGGAAACAACAGACGGCUAAUGACAGACAUAGUUGCUGGAUCCUUCCUUACUGUGACAGUUUCUGGCACACUGUGGCACAUUGUGUUAAAAGCACACUCACCAAAUGGGGUUUUUCCUUCAUGUCAAAGUACAUUUCUGUCCAAGCAUUCAUUUUAUGUAACCGACCUCCCCUGUGCACUGACUGUGCACAUGAGUUGACGGUGGAAGAGAUCAUGGGAAAUCAAUGAGCAGUUAAAGUGAGGAUUUGUGUGCACACCUAAAUAGAGACGUGCAGGGUGCUCAACUUGUGAAGUAGCUGCCGUUUCAGCAGCAUUUUGCCCUGGAAGACUUUGGAUUACUACUGCCAGUGGUUUAAAAUGUGGGCUCCACGGUGAGUGAUUAAACAUUGGAUGUACUCAGGUACUCAGCUGGAUUGACCUGAUGUAGUAUGCUGCACAGAAACUCUCACUCUUUGUCGAGAAUGUUGUCUCUCCCGGUUCGUUGGAGGUUUCCAUCUAAUUGGAGAUCAUUUUGAUUAAAUGUUAAUUGGUGUUGGAAAGAGUACAAACAGAGUUGGAGUUGUGCCCCACUUCUGUGCUAGCUUCUGUUCCACUAGCUUUUGGUUCAGAGGGAUUUCUUCAUCUGUCUCCUUAAAGUUUUCUUCACAUAUUCUAAGGUAUCUAACUGGACAGAACUAUUUAAGAAUCUAUUCUUUAAACCAAAACCGAAUAAAGCUUUGGUAAGCAUUUAUUAAGUACAGCCCAGUAACUCUUGACCAUAGGCACUUAAAUCUAAAGGCAGCUGUUGAAUGCUAACAAAAUCUUAUUUGGAUUAUCUUAGUUAUCAUAACAAGACACUAAAAGUGCUAGUUUCAUGUUUCCAUUUAAAAAAAUGCAAAUAGAAGAAACCCUGUACAGUACAUGGAGCUAUCAAGGCUGGUGGAACUGAGGUUAGCUUGAAAACAGAGUGGGAUAUAAGCUGUUCAGUGUUGAAGUUGUAGGUAUUUCUUUAGAUCCACAGUCAUUAAAUUGCCGUAUUUAGAGACACAGCACUAACAUAUCAUGAGCUCUUGAGAAAAAUGGCUGAGCAUUUGUUUGCUAAUUGUUAAACACUCCACAUUGUGAACUUGUUUACUUUGGUUAAUCUGGUUCUUUGUGACAGACGGCCAGCAUGAGACUGAACCAUAUUGAGAACAAUAGAUGAGCUGUAAUGGGUUAAUCAGCUGAUUAUUAUUCACGCUUACUAGUGCAGCACUAAUGGGACACCAUUAAGGUCACCUUUUAGGUUACUUUU